AGAAGCUCUUGGUGAAAAAUAUAUAGGGUUUGGUGUUAAUAUUGCGGGUAAUCAUAUUGAAAUAUCUGGGCUGAUACGUCAAGACAAUAUCAAAUACUAUCUUCCGGUUUCGAAAGCCAAAAUACCUUUCGAGGAAGAAUCAGCCAAAGAAGUGGAAGAACUUAUCCAUGCUCUAUUGACUCUACGGAAUGGCAUUAUUGUGAAUGGACAAUGUAUUUUCAAUAAGAUCUAG
Molecule: messenger RNA, 232 nt
Organism: Paraglomus occultum
Lineage: Eukaryota; Fungi; Glomeromycota; Glomeromycetes; Paraglomerales; Paraglomeraceae
Source: the annotation of a GenBank genome assembly